Molecule: messenger RNA, 1717 nt
Organism: Mauremys reevesii (Reeves's turtle)
Lineage: Eukaryota; Metazoa; Chordata; Testudines; Geoemydidae
Product: glutathione S-transferase theta-1-like
Exons: 7
Coding region: 854-1696 (280 amino acids)
Biological process (GO): glutathione metabolic process
Cellular component (GO): cytoplasm
Molecular function (GO): glutathione transferase activity
Source: RefSeq, a predicted model, not a curated record
UGAAAGAGUAAAGAGAACCUCCAGCUAAAUGGAUGAGAAGUGGACAAAGACAGCUUCUGGGAAGCUGGGCAUGAGAAUUUCUAAGCAAACACAUGUUUCCAUCAGUUGGAAGCUACAGAAUCCAGCUCUAUGAACCAACUGGGAUAGGUUAUAUGUAGGGGAAGACAAGUCUGAUCCAGCAGACACUCCUACCCAUCAGUAACAUUAUGCCCGAUCUUCAGGUGGAACUAUACACAUGACUAAAGAUACAUUUGUAUUGGCAGGCUCAAGCCUUAAUGUGCAAGGAAUGAUCUAAUGUAUGAACAAAAGCUGCAUUUCCAAGCGAAGCUUCUGCCAGCGUGCUGUGCCAUCCUGAGUGUUCAAUGCCUCCUCAGCUAAAUGAGACUCUGGCUUGAAUUGUUUUGGGGUUUUUUAUGCAAAGAAUGAAACAAAAGUCAGAGGGGGUGGAUGGACCUUCUCAUGGGCCUUAAUAAGCCCAACAUGAUUUACUAACCAAGUCAUUAUACUUCAUAACAGAAAGGGCCAAGCCUCUGCGGUACUCACAAAUGCAGCAUGAAUGGAGGCCAUCUGGCAAACCUGUACAGAAGCACCUGGCUCAGCUUACAGGUGCAGUGGGAAAUGGCUUGGUUCCCCUCCAACCAAACUACCUCUCCUACGCUCAUGGUUUGUAUGCUGUGUGGGUCCCAGGAUGUCAAGGAAUUGUGUACAAAUGGCCAAAUUCACAGGUGGCUGCCAAGGUACACUGUUCACAUUCUGGUGGGGCAGGGAGAGAUGCCACCUUAGCCUGGUCCCGGUCUCUUUCCUCUGGAGGAAGAGUAGGGGAGGAGCUCUAAUGAUAGACGAUAACUAAGAGAUGGAAAGAAGUUUCUCUUCAGUCUGCCUUCUCUGCAGCUACAGCCAAGGACAGGUAGUCUCAGCCUCAACACAGCACCUCUCUCCCUGCUGCUCCCUCUGCCCAGCAGGUAGGAUGGGGAUAGAGCUCUACCUGGACUUGCUCUCACCACCCUGCCGAUCCGUCUACAUCUUUGCCAAGAAGAACAACAUCCCCUUCACAUUCAAACAAAUGGAGGUACUCAAAGGGCAACAGCACAGUGUUGGAUUUGGCAAGGUGAACAUCCUAAGGAAAGUGCCAGCACUGAAGGAUGGAGGUUUCACCUUAGCAGAGAGCCCUGCAAUUCUUGCCUACCUGAGUCAGAAGUAUAAAACCCCUGACCACUGGUACCCAUUGGAUAUGAAGAAACGAGCCCGGGUAGAUGAAUACCUGUCCUGGCAACAUUCUGCCAUCCGGCCAAGUGUUUUGAAGAUAUUCUGGCUCAAGGUGGUGUUUCCUUUAUACAUGGACCAGACAGCUCCUGAAGAGAAGCUACAGGAAGCUUUAGAGGACCUGGCCAUUCCCCUGAAGCAGUUAGAGGAGAAGUUCCUGCAAGACAAACCCUUCCUUGUAGGCAGCAUGAUUUCUCUGGCAGACCUGGUGGCAGUUAUGGAGCUCAUGCAGCUCAUAGCAAUUAGUUAUAACAUCUUUGAGGACAUGCCCAAGCUGGUGGAGUGGCGCAAUCGAGUGGAGAAAGCUGUGGGGAAGGAGCUUUUCCAGGAGGCACAUAAAGUGAUCCUGAAUUUCCAGGAUUUGAACAGCAUGCUGAUUGAGCCACAACUAAAAGAGCAAAUGAAACCUAGGCUGCUGAAGAUGGUGGCCUGAAAUAUUUAUUUUAAAAAAUGG